AUGUCUGUCUUUUUCAAAGACAUUAGUCCAAACAACCCAGUGCGAAGUGGCGAUGUAGAGAGGCUGCUGGCGCCGCUGGGACUCAUGAUCCCGGAAGACGAAUCAGCCGAGUACUGCACGCUGCUAGCGGCGGUGCACGACUGUGCCGAGCGGAUCAGCGCGCUGCCCGACUACCAGCCAGCGCCAGAUCUGGAGAGAUAUCCGCGCGAGAACGUGCGGGUGCCGUUGCCGGACGAGCAGGAGCACGGCCACGCCUGGGCGCAUCGUUUUCUGAUCCGCGGGCGACGAGAAGCGAGCGAGAGCAGCGUCAGGAAGCCAGCUCUGGCGGGCUGGCGGGUGUGCGUGAAGGACUGCAUUGCCGUGGCAGGCGUGCCGCAGUUCUACGGCACCGAUGCGUUUGGGCCAUGGACCCCAUCGACAGACGCGACCGUGGUGCAGCGAGUGCUGGAGGCGGGAGGCGAUAUCCACGGCACGGCGACGUGCGAGCACUUUUGCAACUCGACGAGCUCGUUUACAAGCGCCCAGGGCACCGUGGAGAACCCACACCAAAUCGGCUACUCAUCGGGCGGCAGCACAUCCGGGGGGGCUGCCCUGGUGGCCGGUGGCCAGAUGGACUUGGCUCUGGGGACAGACCAGGGUGGAAGCAUCCGCGUGCCAGCAGCUCUGUGUGGUUGUGUCGGUCUGAAGCCUACACACGGCCUAGUGCCGUUUUCCGGGAUCACGAGCGGCGACCCGGUCGACGACCAUGCUGGCCCGAUCUCCCGGACUGUCCUCGAGACGGCUGUCUGUUUGGACGUUCUGGCCGGCUACGAUGGUCUCGACGACCGCGCCCUCGGCGCACAGGUCCACGGGUCGUAUGGGUUUGCCGACACCCUUCUCCGGACAACAGCCGCUUCUGCUGGCCGUCUGGAUGGCUUCCGCAUCGGCCGUCUUGUCGAGGGCUACGACAUCGAUAUCGUGCAGCCGGGCGUUCGACAGCGCUUUCUGGACGCCACCGCCCAACUGACAGCCCUCGGCGCCGUCGUUGAGGACGUGUCCGUCCCUCUGCAUCGUCUCGGCCCCGCCGUCUGGACCCUCCAGCAGCGCAUGUCUGGUGCGGCCGGCCUUCUCGGUCGAGCCUACGGCCGUCGUGGCCUCCACCUGACCGAGUUUGAACAGGCUCGACUGCCCUGGACGGAUCUGUCUUUCGGCCGACUCUUUCCCUCUACCAAGAACACACUCAUCAACGGCCUCUAUCUCGCCGACAACUUCCCCGGCCUCUACGCCAAGACCAUGAACGUGGCCCGCCAGAUCGGUGAUGUCUACGCAGAUCAGCUGCGCUCAUUCGACGUUAUCGUCAUGCCAACCACACCAGCUGUGGCCCCGCGACAUGGCCACCGUCGUUCUGUGCUCAGCUGCUUCGAGCCCAGCAUCGGCCUGACCACCAAUACGGCCGUCUUCAAUGUCACCGGCCAGCCAGCCCUGACCAUUCCCAUUGGCUGGGCUGAGGCUGUCGAUAAUGCUGCCGUCCAGCUGCCCGUCGGCGUGCAGAUCGUAGGUGGUCUCUGGCAGGAGCACAAGAUCCUCGCCGUCGGACACGCCUGGGAGAAGAGCCUCGACUGGCGUGAGCAGGGUAGGUAG
Messenger RNA from Grosmannia clavigera kw1407, 1620 nucleotides. Its product is annotated as amidase. The transcript has 2 exons. Gene Ontology annotation, molecular function: catalytic activity. Lineage: Eukaryota; Fungi; Ascomycota; Sordariomycetes; Ophiostomatales; Ophiostomataceae. The record is from RefSeq and is a predicted model, not a curated record. Bases 1 to 1620 code for a protein of 539 amino acids.